Trachemys scripta elegans is the source of this 2935-nucleotide messenger RNA. RefSeq names its product Rho GTPase activating protein 22 (gene ARHGAP22). Gene Ontology annotation, molecular function: GTPase activator activity. NCBI's taxonomy places the organism in Eukaryota, Metazoa, Chordata, Testudines, Emydidae. Gene Ontology annotation, cellular component: focal adhesion. Gene Ontology annotation, biological process: signal transduction; activation of GTPase activity. The transcript is spliced from 8 exons. Bases 299 to 2197 code for a protein of 632 amino acids. The record is from RefSeq and is a predicted model, not a curated record.
CGAGCUUGGGCUGCACAUCUUAGAGGGUUGGUGCGAGUUGGGAAACAAGCAGGGAAAACUGUCCAGCCAGCAGUGUUACAAACGUGCCGGGGGAUCAGAGAGAACAGCAUGACUGAGCAUCGGCCGAUGGCACGGGAGGACUUGAUUUGGGGCCAGCGAUGUAGCUCUGGCCCUUUGCAUCUUCCUGUGGUACCUGCUGCCUAGGAUACUGCUGGGGGUACCUACGUGAUGGGGAGCAGUCUCGUGGGAAUAAUGAUGACUUGUUGGCUGUGAGGCUUGGAGAGACGCAGCACCUGAGAUGGGGCUGUGCUGCUGCAAAGACUGGAAAGGCCGCUCUCAGGAGCCCAAAGGUGGUGCGGGAGACCGAGAAAAGAUGCCUGUCAAUCACGAAGCCUUCCUGCUCAUGGCUAAUUCCCAGAAUGAGAUGGAAGAUUGGGUGAAAGCCAUCCGACGGGUCAUAUGGGCUCCCUUUGGUGGAGGUAUUGCACAUAGCUCACAUGCACAUAAAUUAAAACUGUUGCCUCAAGGGAUCUUCGGGCAGCGAUUGGAAGACACGGUGCAAUACGAGCGGAAGUAUGGCCUGCGGCUGGCCCCACUGCUGGUGGAGCAAUGUGUGGAUUUUAUCCGGGAGCGAGGCCUCACCGAAGAAGGGCUCUUUCGCAUGCCUGGUCAAGCCAACCUUGUCAAGGACCUGCAGGAUUCAUUUGAUUGUGGAGAGAAGCCCCUCUUUGACAGCAACACGGAUGUUCACACCGUGGCGUCCCUCCUGAAGCUUUAUCUCCGAGAGCUGCCAGAGCCCGUCAUCCCCUUUGCCAAAUAUGAAGACUUCCUGUCAUGUGGACAGCUGCUCUCCAAGGACAAGGGAGAGGGCACCCGAGAGCUGGCUAAACAGGUGAAGACCCUGCCCCAGGCAAACUACAACCUCCUCAAAUACAUAUGCAAAUUCCUCGAUGAAGUUCAGUCUCACUCCAGCGUGAACAAGAUGAGCGUCCAGAACCUCGCCACGGUGUUCGGCCCAAAUAUACUGCGGCCCAAAAUGGAAGAUCCAGUCACCAUUAUGGAAGGCACGUCGCUGGUCCAGCACUUGAUGACGGUGUUGAUAAGUGAACAUGGACAGAUCUUUGCCAUUUCGCAGGCCGAUGCGGCCGGGGCUCAGCCCGAAGCCCGCUCCGUGCUGCAGCGCAGCAUGGUGGAGUGGAUCUCCGAGGAAGACGGGGAGGACAGCAGGUCGGAGAAGAGCGUCCCCAGCCCUGCUGACUUGCCUUCUAGCAGUGCCAUGGUGCCGGACGCCGUGCCCAGCUCGCUGGUGAAAAACGCUCCUCAGGAGCACAGUAGCAAAGCCACCCAGCCUGCCACCAGCCCCAGCAAGAGGGUGCAGACGUUACCCACCUGGAAGUACUCCUUCCGGCAACAGGGGACAAGGUCUGUCAGCCCCAAGCUGGGUAGCUCAUCCUUAGACAUUCCUAAUCUAUCCUCCAGCGGGAACUGGCUGAUGAAUGGACUGUACUCUCUCCGAGGCCACCGCCGGACGUCCUCUGGGGAGCGGGUGAAAGACUCAGGUUCAUCCCAAAGACUCUCCACCUACGACAACGUCCCCUCCUCCAGCCUCUCCCUGAGUGCACACAGCAUCGCCAGCACCGCCUGGUCCACCUCGUCCUGUGAGAUCUCGGUCGUUGAUUCUGUCAGCAGCUGCCCGGCUUGCCGGGCCAGUGACUCCUCUGCUUUAAGCUCCCUCAGAACGGAAUGGGCCACUCAGGGCUCGCUGUCACAGAGCGAGGUCAAGACUAUGGACCUGGAGAACAGCAUGGAGAGGUUCGAAAUGUGCAUCAGCAGCUGCAGCGAGCAGAGUGACCUGGCGGCUGCUUCCAAAGACUCGGCCAGAUGCUCCAGGGCUCUGCAGAGCCUGGUUUCAGAGCUAAAGACAGGACUGAGCAAACAGAGGACUGAGUAUGAGUCUAGUAUCAAAAGAAUUGAAGAAACAAGCGCUGAACUGAGAAAACGAGUGACAAGAUUAGAAGAGGAGUUGGACCAGGAGCGAAAGAAAUACACGAUGCUGGAGAUCAAACUGAGGAAUUCAGAGCGUGCACGUGAAGAUGCUGAAAAGAGAAACCAGCUCCUGCAGACAGAAAUGGAAGAGUUUUUUUUGACAUUAGGAAAUUUGACUGUUGCAAGCCGGGGAGCUAAAGUGCCGAAGUAAAGGAAGCAGAAGUACACCAUCGACCGUGUUUUUUAAUUCCAGCACAAGUCAUUUUGUUCUGGGUUACUCAUGCAUCAUGAGUAAUUUUGCAGAGAGUCCCUGCUCUUAAGGAUUUUUGCUAUGUUGUUUUGUUUACAUAUGCUCUAGUAUUUGGGCUAUCAGGGAAACUGACUGCUAAAGGCAAUGCUUGAAACUGUAGACCCUAGAUUGCAAAUGGCUGGGCCUCUCUUUCCUAAUGUCAAAGGGACAACUCUGUGACUGCAGUCAUGUCACUGUCUUUGGCUUUACUGUGCCACCCUUUGCUGGUCCAGGGACAACAGUAAUGUUCCCACCACUGCUGCCAUGGCCUAAGUGAGCUGCAGGCAGGCUGGAGUGGAAGGAGCCCGCCAGUUCCUGUGGAGGAGACGAUACUGCUAGCAUGGCAGCAGGUUUAGCUCAUGUGAUGAAUCAAGUUGAACUUGGUGGGUUUUCCAUUCUUCAUGAAAUUUGUUUAAAAAUCUGCUUGGUGAAAGUUCUUAUUCCUGUUCUUUGUAUUAUUUUAUGAAGGUGUUUUGCAAAACUAGCCGACAAGCACUUUGAAGGCAUUUGAAAGUCUGACACUUCAUUAGUCACCUGAUUUCUAAUCCCCCCCCAACCCUGCCGUGCCCAAACUAUGACUCUAAAUAUUAUUAUUUGCACCAAAUGUGACUUAAUAAAAUAUGUGAUUAAUAAAUACCUUGGAGGGGCAACCCUCCCGGA